Bombina bombina (fire-bellied toad) is the source of this 546-nucleotide messenger RNA. RefSeq names its product S100 calcium binding protein A1 (gene S100A1). Gene Ontology annotation, cellular component: sarcoplasmic reticulum. Gene Ontology annotation, molecular function: S100 protein binding; calcium ion binding. The record is from RefSeq and is a predicted model, not a curated record. The transcript is spliced from 3 exons. The coding region runs from base 163 to 447 and encodes 94 amino acids. Lineage: Eukaryota; Metazoa; Chordata; Amphibia; Anura; Bombinatoridae.
AUUGUUGGGAGGAGAAAGACAGACAUAUAGGAGCGAGUUAGUCUUUUUUUGUCAAAGUUUUCACCAUCUGUGAGUUGAAGAAGGAAAUAUCUGUAAAAGGUGACAUUACAGGUACCUGUCUUCAGUUGGAUCUACAUAACUUCUGCAGUUUGCUUGUCCAGCAUGUGUUCUCAAUUGGAAGGGGCCAUGGAGACAUUAAUCUCUGUAUUCCACACCUACUCAGCUAGGGAGGGAGACAAGUACAAGCUGAGCAAAAAGGAGCUGAAAGAUCUCCUGCAGAAUGAACUUGGAGAAUUUUUGGAGACCCAGAAGGAUGCCACAUCAGUAGACAAGAUCAUGAAGGAGCUUGAUGAAAAUGGGGAUGGAGAAGUGGAUUUCCAGGAAUUUGUAAUCCUAGUGGCCUCUAUGACAGUGGCCUGUAACACCUUCUUUUGUGAGAGCACCUAAACUCCCAGAAUCCUUUGGGAAGUGUCACCACACUGGUGACUAAUCAUGUCAUAAGCUGGAACCCUUUGGACAGACUUCUUAUUAAAUAUGAUAAAUACA